Messenger RNA from Brugia pahangi, 321 nucleotides. NCBI's taxonomy places the organism in Eukaryota, Metazoa, Nematoda, Chromadorea, Rhabditida, Onchocercidae. The record is from the annotation of a GenBank genome assembly.
AUGAAGUUAUACCGUGAUGAUUGUUCGUCGGCUCUUUGUCGUCUGGAUGGAUGGACUUGUGUGUUUGCUCGGAUCAUAUCGGCUGAACCUCUGGAAGUAGAAGAUGGGACAGGUCGGCUUUUAUUAAACAGAAUUGCUGAAGAUGUAUCUACUGAGGAUGUUCACUCCGAUGAUUAUUGCUAUCUACUGCUAGAUACCACUGUUCGACCGAUUCGAUGCAUCCGUAUCACUGUUGUACCAGUUGAAAUUGCGCCGCUUGCUCACUACCAGCUGAAGCUUGUUCGUGAUUUGGAAGAAAAGCAGUUUAGUUUGCCACUGUAG